Messenger RNA from Quercus lobata, 483 nucleotides. RefSeq lists its product as uncharacterized. Bases 21 to 380 code for a protein of 119 amino acids. The transcript has a single exon. The record is from RefSeq and is a predicted model, not a curated record. NCBI's taxonomy places the organism in Eukaryota, Viridiplantae, Streptophyta, Magnoliopsida, Fagales, Fagaceae.
AAAAGUGAGCAUUGAACAAGAUGGUGCUAACAACUCAAAAAUUGUUAUGGCUGACCUUUGUGAUUAUCCUCGCUUUCCCUAUUGAGGCUAGAAGGCUUUCAACAUAUGGAGAAAAGAUUUCUUCCAACUUAGUGCAAGUUGAAAAUGGAAAAAGGGCUCUUUUUGAGAGGGAUGGAUUUGGAAUGUUGGCAAAAGGUCCUGUCCCUUCGUCUCCACCUAAUAAGGCCCUUUAUGUAUUUGUUCCAUCAAAGUUUGGGGAUAUAGAUUUUGAGAAGCCUAUAGAUCCAGUGAUGCCACCCCAAAAUUUGCCUGUUCUACCAUCUGGGCUUAGCCCUGGAAUGUCUGACCCUCCUUUUGAUCUUAUUCCCAUUAGGGAUUAAGAAUGUUGGAUCUCUGAGAACUAAGCCUUUUAUCAGCCCACACCAUAACUAUGACCUAAAUGUCACCUCUUGCUUCAACUCUGCAAUGCCCAGCAUCUACUAC